Molecule: messenger RNA, 2515 nt
Organism: Mya arenaria
Lineage: Eukaryota; Metazoa; Mollusca; Bivalvia; Myida; Myidae
Exons: 2
Coding region: 368-2362 (664 amino acids)
Source: RefSeq, a predicted model, not a curated record
AUAUCUGAACUUUAACAUAAUAAGUUAUUCAACCAUUUAAUAUUGUGUCGAUUUAAACUUAAGAGAUACAAACAUCAACUUGGAACUAUUUGUACAAGAACGGGUAACAUCGAUUUGAUUUUAAGUAGUUUCUUUACCCGCCAUUGUGUGGACUUAAACACAGAAUACAUCAUUCAAAUACAAUAACAGUGCGUUAUACUCUUAAAGAAGAACUUUAAAGUUUGGCUUUAAAGAAAUAUCCAAUAUCAACCCGGUGUUAUAUUAGGUAGGAGGUAAUCUCAUACCCGCCACUGAACACAAUCGGAUGGAUCUAGCCUUUAGAUCACCUCCAAAAUAGGACAAAAUCUAGCUGCACAGGACCACUACCAUGGAUGAUAAAACAAAACCACGAGCGGUCAUCGCCGAACCUUUAAAGAUAAAAAACUCAAUCACAGACGAUUGGGUUCAACCAUUCGGAUGCAACCAUGUUGUUGUCAGCUUCAGUCCUGAGAAAACUAGCGGAAAGAAAAAGACCAAAAAGAAGAAAAAGAAAAACGAGAAAGUUAUUGACGACGAAAAUGAGCUACUAUCAUUUUGUGUUAUGUGCGGAGAGACUGUGUCUGACAAUGAACAGAUCACUAGAUGUGACUCUGUGACUACAACAAUUGAUGACAUCAAAAGUCCACUCAAAGAACCAAAUGUAGCGAUUGGUGAAACACCAAGGGAUACAAAAAGAGGCAAACUCUUUUCGUCAUCAAGAAAAUCAAGUAGUUCUAGUCUGACAAAUAUCAACCAGUCAGCUCAGGUUACUUCGAACGAUUCGAAAGCAUGUCCCAUUCAUAGUCACAAAGACAUUAAAUAUUUUUGUGAAGAUCAUCAAGAAAUCUGUUGCAGUGUUUGUGUGAACGUUCUUCACAGAGGUUGUGAAAGAAUAAUGCGUAUUAAAGAUGAGCUUGGUAAUGGAUGGGACAUCAAACACUGCCAUGACACUAUAACGGCAUUAGACUCCAUCGCUGAAAGUUUUGAGGCAAUAAUAGACCAUAACAAGCAAGCACAGAAAGAAUUACACGACCAGAUAGAUCAGUUCAAAUCCAGACGUGAGAAGACACGAAAACGACUCAUAGAAGUUUUGGACGGUUUUGAUAAAACCAGCGACAGAAUGAUCAAAAAGUUCAUAAAGAUAUCUGAAGAAGAAAUACAGUCAACAAUUGAAACGUGCAAUGAUGCAAUCAACGAGACACGUGCUUCCAAAGAAUUGCUAGAGUUUACAGUUGAAAACAAUUCAAGAAAAGAUAGCUUUAUCACCACACAGAAAGUGUUAAAACAGAAGAACAAGUACGGUGUCGCCUUGUCUGAGUCCAUUAAGAACUGCAAAAGAAGAGCUGUUGAUUUUAUUCCAGAGUUAAACAUUGCAAAUAUAGAACACUUGGACAGUGUUGGAAAAAUAGAAUUUAGCGCUGAAGCAGUGGUGUUCCCAGAAUCAGUCGUUUCAUCCGUUUCAAAACUCCCAAAAUCAGAAAUUCGUUCACCAAGAGAGGUCACAAGUGCAUUUACAAGAAGUGAUUCGUCUGCUUCUUUGGAAAAUCAAAUACAUUGUAUCGGUAGGUACAAUGUCAGACUAGCAGACGAUAAGAUUAAGAGUGAAAAUGUAGCAGCAAUGUUUUUGGAUGAUGACAGAAUUGCAAUUGUUGAUAUGAGUAACAAGAAGCUAAAAGUGUUUGACCCCAAAUUCUCAAAAGCACAUUCUGUAGAACUAACGUCUGAGCCUCGUGGAGUUACAGUGACAAGUCCACUCGAGGUUGCUGUGACCUUGCCAGAUGAAAGUAAGAUCCAGUUUAUAACAACACACAGACGACUGUCUGUGACACGGUCUAUUUUAACCAGUCUUCCAUGUUAUGGGAUAACAUGCUCGAAUCAGGAGCUCGUCGUUCUUUGUGACGACGGGUUUUCAACAACAGCUAUUCAAAUUCUGGAUUUCGAAGGGAAAGAAAUAAAAACGCUUAAAAUGAACAAAAGCGGACAUGUCAUUUUAAAAAAUCCUUGGAAUCUUGCCGUCAAUUUAGACGGCCAACAGAUUUGUGUCACAGAUAGAAGCCGGCUGAUCUGCGUUGAUCUGGAGGGCAUGCACGUGUUUCAAUACGCAGACGAAAAUCUCGUUAACGCUAGAGGCCUUGCCGUUGACAAUUUGGGUCGUUAUUACGUAUGUGGAACUGGUUCUGGAAAUGUACACCAAGUUUCUGCCGACGGCAAGAAAUUAGGAAUCGUUUUGAAUGACAGUGAAGUUCCAUCUCCACAAGCCGUCUGCUAUCACAAAAGCAGACGACUUCUUUUAGUAACUAACGUUGGCGAUGACCACGUGUUUUUGUACAGAGUACCGAGAUAAUUAUUGGCUCUAUCUCAUAUUUUGAAUUUAUUUCAUUUCACAUGUACACACUAAACAGCAAUUCGAAUAUGGGUCAUUUCGUUGACCUAUGCCUCUUGAAAAUAGAAAUACAAUGUAUGAUACUAUAUUCUUGUAAAUACAUGUGAAGAAAAA